This is a messenger RNA of Siniperca chuatsi (mandarin fish), 2468 nucleotides long. It is a transcript of the gene clec3ba, whose product is annotated as C-type lectin domain family 3, member Ba. The record is from RefSeq and is a predicted model, not a curated record. The coding region runs from base 1354 to 1950 and encodes 198 amino acids. The transcript is spliced from 3 exons. NCBI's taxonomy places the organism in Eukaryota, Metazoa, Chordata, Actinopteri, Centrarchiformes, Sinipercidae.
GUGCAAAAUUUGGAGUGAAUAAAAAAAGUGGCUUUCAUUUUCUAUUACCUCUCUGAACUUCCUGCAUAAAAUUAAGAAUUUGAUAAGUAAUUGGUCAUUCCCACAAACAAAGUAUUUCCAGUGCCUUGUGGGAAGUGAUUUGUAAAAGAAAGCAUCCUAAAUAUGUUAUAUUAUAUAAUAUUUAUAUUACUUGUGAACAGUAGGAGGCACCGACUCAACCCAUUUCAAUCAUAUACAUUUCCUUGCAAGCAAAGGUUUAAAUUCAGAUGUAUUAAGGUCUAAUGACCCUUUAUACACAAUACAAUGUAUACAGGUGACUGUGUGUACACUGGAGAGACCUGGGAAUUGAAUUUGCUUAAUAUUGAAGAUGUAAAAUGGAGUCUACUAAAAAUACAAUACACCCUCUUUAUAAUCAAGCUGUUUGUCUUUGAAUAUAAUGAGGUGAAACAUGCAUUAUUAUCCAAUUUUUCUAUAAAUGCAAGCAAGAGUCAAGCUCGUCAUGUUUGGAGGAUUUUCAUUGCAUCACUUUAAUGUGUUAUUUGGCUGUGAGGUGUGUGUCAGUCAGCUUUCUCAUUGCUGACAGAGCUCACUGAAACUCUCUAGUGAAGACCAGUCUGACAGAAAAGAGAUGCAACCUAUACAAAUAUAAAUUCACAACAGUGUUUCUUUAUUAUAUAAGUCUCUGCCACGUGUCAACUGCACCCCGUCCAGCUCACUGAGGAGAUCCAGAUGUGGUGCUGUGGGACAAACCCCCAAAACAUCCAACCUCUGGCCUGUUGGAGCCCUCAGCAGAAACACAAACAGGCCCUUUGGCAGGAAAAAUACUCUACAAAACAAUACAUUUAGCAAGCAGCUAUGAAAAGGCACUUGCAAAACAUUGUGGCUUAAUAUGUGUUGCUCAUAAGUGGAUGCAGAUAAUUAAUAAAGAUAUGAAUUAUUCAAAUUCUGUUUAUGUAAUACAUGUACACACACACAGACAGACAGACAGACAGACAGACAGACAGACAGACAGACAGACAGACAGACAGACAAGGCCCUGCUGUGAUUUACUGGUAACCUAUAAACAAGUGGAACCCGAGUCAUGCUUGUCUGAACGCUGUUAAACUCUCCACAAUCCUGCUCACCAUCCAUCUGCCUUCAGCGUUUCAAAAGCAACACAAACAGCUGUUAAACAUCUGUAAAACAUUUGUUCUGUAUGAGAUAUGAUCUCCUCACUCAACUCUGGGCUGCCACUCCGGGCGUGCAAAACACAACAGUCUGUCUGGCCAGUGCUCAGAGCUGUGAGGCGCUUUUCUGUGGUGCUGCACCAAAACAGUUUCUUUACGGUGGAUUUAAAGUGUUUUCCCAAGUAUUAUGGAUGCUAGAGGGGUUCGCUUGAUGUUUUGCCUUCUCCUGCUGGCACACUGCACGUUCCAGCAGACCUCCACAAAGAAAAGAAAUGGCAAGAAAGACUCUGCAAACAACUCUGCAAUUGAGGAGCUGAAGAAACAGGUUAAUGACAUUGUUCAAGAGCUGAAUUUGCUGAAAGAGCAGCAAGCUUUACAGACAGUUUGUCUGCGAGGCACCAAGAUCCUCGGCAAGUGUUUCCUGGCUAACCCAGUGAAGAAGACCUUCCACGCAGCCAGUGAUGACUGCAUCGCCAAAGGAGGCAGUCUGGGCACCCCUCUGACAGGAGACGAGAACGACCAGCUCUACAGCUACGUGCGCCAGAGCAUCGGCCCAGAGGAGCACAUCUGGCUGGGCAUCAAUGACAUGGUGACCGAUGGCCAGUGGGUGGACCAAUCAGGCUCCAGCGUGCGCUUCAAGAACUGGGAGACAGAGAUCACCCUGCAGCCAGACGGAGGGCGCAGCCAGAACUGUGCCAUCCUCUCCACCACGGCCAACGGGAAGUGGUUUGAUGAGAGCUGCCGGGCCGAAAAGGCUUCUGUGUGUGAGUUCAACAUCGUCUGAGGGGCUGCUUGCUUUCUGACAUCAACAUCACUCAUAUGAACAUUAAAUGCUGCUUGCAGAAAAGAAUGAAACAUAUAGAGUAUCAGGUACAUUUAUGCAAUACAUUGAGAAAAAAAAGCAACGUGCUGCAUCUUUUUUAAGCUCACAUUUUCUUGACCAAGCCAUUCGGAUGUCAAUAGACUUCACACAGUGGUCUGGGAUACAGUAUGUGAUUGUAUAAGCUAAACUCACUGAGACAUGAUCAUUUACAUACAUUCAAUAAACUCGUUCUCUCCGACACCCCAGUAUAUUUCAUAUCACAUUCAUUAAGGUAAACACCACUGGAUGGCUUGUCUUUGUUAUAUGUAUUUUUAUGUCAUCUGCUAGUCAAUGCAAUAAAACCUUGUUUUUCUUACUGAAAAGCAAUCAUCAUGAGUGUCUUUUAUGAGGCACCUACUUUAUUUCUAGUUCUGAAUUUCAAGUCGUGCAGCUUAUAUUACAUUACAUAAUGUUAAUAAACAUAAAACAGUUUCACCUCA